Messenger RNA from Sphenostylis stenocarpa, 354 nucleotides. The record is from the annotation of a GenBank genome assembly. Lineage: Eukaryota; Viridiplantae; Streptophyta; Magnoliopsida; Fabales; Fabaceae.
AUGGAAAAAUUAGAGGAGCAGAACCGAAAACUUUCUGCGGAAGUCGAUACCCUCCGGGAGCAGGUAGCCCAACUGAUGGAGGUCAUACGCCAAGGCCAAAACAAGGAUGGCGAGGGCCAAGCUGAAAAUGUCCCUCCUCAUGAGGAAGAGGAGGAGGAAUACUUCUUCGGCGGGAAGGAUGCUAAGACUACACGCAUCCUUACCCCAGAAGUAUCCAAACAACAACUCUCCGCCCUGGAGGAGAGGCUGAAGGCGGUCGAAGGGCAUAACUUCGACGUCAAGGAGGUAGCCGACAUGUGCCUCGUGAAGGACAUCUCGCUUCCCUCCCAAAUUCAAAAUCCCGGACUUCCCUAA